Molecule: messenger RNA, 1377 nt
Organism: Moesziomyces antarcticus
Lineage: Eukaryota; Fungi; Basidiomycota; Ustilaginomycetes; Ustilaginales; Ustilaginaceae
Exons: 1
Coding region: 1-1377 (458 amino acids)
Cellular component (GO): kinetochore
Molecular function (GO): nucleic acid binding
Source: RefSeq, a predicted model, not a curated record
AUGAAGCCGCGCGCUGGACCCAGCUCAGGGGCAAGUCAGCGAUUCGAUCCGCUCAAGCUGCUGUCGGAGAUUCAAGCCGAACCGACCACCUCAGCCGCCGCUGCCGAUUCUACUGCAAGCGAUGCUGGAGGACAGGACGCAGACGAAGACGAUGACUUUAUGUCGAACAAGUUCCUGGUCACGUCGGAAGAGAAGCAGCCGCUGACGUAUACCGAUAAGCGUCGACGAUUGGAGGCGCACCACGCGCGCAAGACACGCAAGAGUCUAAGCCAACAAGAGGAGGAGGCACGGCAACAGGGGCUCGAUCGCGAUCUGCUCGCCGAGGCCGAGAUCGUGGCUGGCGGCGGCACGCUGCCACCUGAAGCAAGCGACGGAACGCGCAGGUGGGAGCUUAUACAGGAGAGAGAAAGUCAGCAUGGAAAUGCUACGGCGUCAGAGGGGCUCGAUGGCACGUCCAAGGCGAUGAAGAUGAUGCUCGCCAUGGGGUAUCGGCGUGGAGAGGCGCUCGGAAGACGGCAGAGAGGCGGCAGCCAAGAAGUCGAAGAGGAGGAGGAAGAAGACGACGACGAUCAAGACGAGGGAAGCACCGAGGUCAAGUCAGCAGCAGGUAGGACGCGAGGUCCACCAGACGAUACGGACGCCGAAGGCCUCGAUACGGACGAAGAAGAUGCCGCACGUCGCGAGAGGGACGACUCGGACGCGCGCGAAGAAGACGAGUACCUGACCGGUGGCGUUUCAUCAGCGCCAUUCUCCCUGCAAACCGGCCCCUCUGUGACAUCCACCGGUCUAACGGAGCCGCUUCGUCCGGACCAGCGCUGGCUUGGCCUGCACCGACGCGCAGGAAUCGGCAUGAUCCCACCAACCAAGCCGGACGUUUCUGCCGCCAUCCUUUCCGCAUCCUCCUCGCUUCGUUCUACCGACGAUGAAGCACUCGUUGCAGACUUCCGCACCCGCGUUUCUCGCGCGCACCAGGAGCGGCACGAGCUCAACCUGCUCACACGCGCACGCAAAACCCUGAUCGACCUCGACCGCACAGCGGGCAUCGAGUACAGCCCACUCUGGCUCGACGCGCCCCUCUACCACCUUCUCUCGGGCCAUUCUGCCGACUCCAAUCCACAGACGAUCGAUGAACGAAUGCACAAAGACACCGCCUUCAAAAGCGCAGUCCACCUCCUCCAACACGCAUUCUCAGCCCAGGAUCCACAGCAGAAAGAAGCGCACAAGUUCUGCAACCUCGAUACAAAAUCCCAACUCCAGCUCGUGCUGGAUUGCCUCAGAACCAGUCAUUACUACUGCCUCUUUUGCGGUUGCUCCUACACCGACCAACAAGACCUAGCUCAACAUUGCCCCGGACAAUCCGAAGACGACCACUCCUGA